ACUCGGUAGCCCAUUACAAUCAGAUGGCUACAGAGAAUGUGAUGGACAUCGGUCUGACCAACGAGAAGCCCAAUCCGGAACUCUCUUAUUCGGGCUCUUUCCAGCCAGCCCCCGGCAACAAGACCGUGACCUACUUGGGAAAGUUCGCUUUCGACUCUCCUUCCAACUGGUGCCAGGACAACAUCAUUAGCCUCAUGAGCGCCGGCAUCUUGGGGGUGCCCCCGGCCUCAGGGGCACUCAGUACGCAGACGUCCACGGCUAGCAUGGUGCAGCCUCCGCAGGGCGACGUGGAGGCCAUGUAUCCGGCGCUGCCCCCCUAUUCCAACUGCGGUGAUCUCUACUCGGAACCCGUGUCUUUCCACGACCCCCAGGGUAACCCUGGGCUCGCCUAUUCUCCCCAGGAUUACCAAUCGGCCAAGCCAGCCUUGGACAGCAAUCUUUUCCCCAUGAUUCCUGACUACAACCUGUACCACCACCCCAACGACAUGGGCUCCAUUCCGGAACACAAGCCUUUCCAGGGCAUGGACCCCAUCCGGGUCAACCCACCCCCUAUUACCCCUCUGGAGACCAUCAAGGCCUUCAAAGACAAGCAGAUCCACCCGGGCUUCGGCAGCCUACCCCAGCCGCCGCUCACUCUCAAGCCCAUCCGGCCCCGCAAGUACCCGAAUCGGCCUAGCAAGACCCCGCUCCACGAGCGGCCCCACGCGUGCCCCGCAGAGGGCUGUCGCCGCCGCUUCAGCCGCUCGGACGAGCUGACUCGGCACCUACGCAUCCACACGGGCCACAAGCCCUUCCAGUGUCGGAUCUGCAUGCGGAGCUUCAGCCGCAGCGACCACCUCACCACUCACAUCCGCACGCACACCGGGGAGAAGCCCUUCGCGUGCGAGUUCUGUGGGCGCAAGUUUGCGCGCAGCGACGAGCGCAAGCGCCACGCCAAGAUCCACCUCAAGCAAAAGGAGAAGAAGUCGGAGAAAGGGGGUGCGCCCUCUGCAUCCUCGGCGCCCACCGUGUCCUUGGCCCCUGUGGUCACCACUUGCGCCUGAGGCUCGGGCACCCAGAUCCCCUCCC
Messenger RNA from Cricetulus griseus (Chinese hamster), 1068 nucleotides. NCBI's taxonomy places the organism in Eukaryota, Metazoa, Chordata, Mammalia, Rodentia, Cricetidae. The record is from RefSeq and is a predicted model, not a curated record.